This is a messenger RNA of Thermochaetoides thermophila DSM 1495, 1407 nucleotides long. RefSeq lists its product as uncharacterized. The transcript has 2 exons. Bases 1 to 1407 code for a protein of 468 amino acids. The record is from RefSeq and is a predicted model, not a curated record. Gene Ontology annotation, cellular component: NuA4 histone acetyltransferase complex; SWI/SNF complex. Gene Ontology annotation, molecular function: chromatin binding. Gene Ontology annotation, biological process: regulation of transcription by RNA polymerase II. Lineage: Eukaryota; Fungi; Ascomycota; Sordariomycetes; Sordariales; Chaetomiaceae.
AUGUCACAACAGCCUCUGUCGUCGUCGGUGCAGCCGGCGGACAUCUACGGCGGAGAUGAGGUCUCGGCCCUGGUCCUCGACCCUGGCUACUGCAAUACCCGCGCCGGAUUUGCCGGCGAGGAAAUGCCCAAGCAGGUCAUCCCCUCCUUCUACGGCCAUGUCGACGGCCGCGACCUCUUUGGCGACGAGGUUAUUGUGCCGCGCGCCGGCUUUGAGGUGCGCAACUACAUGAAUCGCGAUAGCAUGGUUGAGGACUGGGAUGCCGCAACCCGCGUCUGGGAAUACCUGCUCGUCCAGCGACUGCAGCCUCCACGGCCGACGCCCGCCAGCAAGAACGGUCUCAAUGUCAGCGACGAUGGCGAUGUGCAGAUGGAGGACAGCGCCCCCAAUGAGGAUGCCCUCGACGCGCUAGAGAAACCGCUUACCGAGAAUCCGCUACUCAUGACAGAGGCGCCCUGGAACACUCCCAAGGCACGCGAGAAGGCAAUUGAGGUGGUUAUGGAGAACUGGGGCACGCCCGCCUUUUGGCUGAGCCGCACCCCUGUGCUGGCUGCUUUCGCCGCCGGCAAGGCCACCGCCCUCGUCAUUGAUGUCGGCGGGGCCAACACCAGCGUGACUGCCAUCCAUGAUGGCAUGGUGCUGAAGCGUUCUAUCCAGCGGUCUCCUGCCGCUGGCGUCUGGCUGAGCGGGCAAAUCCGGUCUAUGUGGAAGAGCCAAGACCCUCCAGUCAACGUUGUGCCCACCUUUAUGGUCGAGAAUAAGAAGCCUGUCGAAGCGGGCGCUCCACCCGACUGCCGUCUCCGCAACUUCGGUUUCCCCAUCCACGACUCAUUCCGCGCCUUCGAGGAGGAACGUGUGCUCACCGAGUUCAAGGAGUCCGUUGUCGAGGUCUGGCGCGGCCCGGGCAAGUACCUCAACCCGGGCAAUGAGGACUUUGCCAAGACCCAGCCCGGCCGCGUCUUCGAGUUCCCCGACGGCAGCAACCAGAUGUGGCGCGAGCAACGCUACCGAGUCGCGGAGGGCAUGUGGGACGAAACGGCAGCAUACCCGUCCCUCAACCCUGAUGAGGCGGCCAUCACCAAGGCCCAGACCAUCCCUGCGCUCAUCAAGGCCGCACUGGACGGCGUUGAUGUCGACUUGCGCCCUAACCUCCUCGGCAACGUUGUUGUUACCGGUAGCACCAGCUUGCUCAACGGUUUUAAUGACCGUCUCAAUCACGAGCUGACGAAUAUGUAUCCCGGCCUCAAAAUCAAGCUGCACGCUGCUGGCUUGACCAGCGAACGCCGUUUCGGUGCCUGGAUCGGUGGCAGCAUCCUGGCAAGCUUGGGCACCUUCCACCAGAUGUGGAUCUCGAGGAAAGAAUACGAGGAGAACGGCGCGGGUAUCGUGGAGAAGAGAUGCAAGUAA